Molecule: messenger RNA, 1088 nt
Organism: Nematostella vectensis (starlet sea anemone)
Lineage: Eukaryota; Metazoa; Cnidaria; Anthozoa; Actiniaria; Edwardsiidae
Product: intraflagellar transport protein 25 homolog
Exons: 5
Coding region: 88-504 (138 amino acids)
Biological process (GO): intraciliary transport
Cellular component (GO): intraciliary transport particle B; centrosome; cilium
Source: RefSeq, a predicted model, not a curated record
ACAAGGGCCUGGUACCUAGACUACUGCAGCCAAGGAAGUGAUAGUUUUGACUUGUACCAUUUAUUUAUAUUUUUGCAUAUUUUUCCAAUGUUUGACGUAGCGCUGAACUCAGCUGGCGCUAAGAUUGCUCUGGUUUCUUCGUAUGACGAGAAUUACCCUCCAGAGAAUGUUAUCGACGGGACUCUCGACACUUUUUGGCCAACAACUGGUCUCUUUCCCCAAGAGCUUAUUCUGAGCUUCAAUAGCCUGAUGAGCAUACGAAUGAUCAAAAUCAUGUGUUCAAAUGUUAAAGAUCUACAAAUCCAAAAAAGCACCAAGACAGAUCCCGUUGAUUUUGAGACACUGGCUGAAAAAGAAUUUGAAAAUACAGAUGGUCAGAUGCAGAUGGAAGAUAUCAAGAUCCCUGUCACAUCAGCAUGCCAUAUCCGAUUUGUUAUCAAGAGUGGCUUUGAUCACUUUAUCUCCAUCCACAAGAUCAGCAUCGAGGGGACGGCAGUUCAGUAGUCCACUUGCCUGGGAUUGUAUUGUUUAUAAUGUACAUAGAUAAAUAGUGUUCUUUUUUUAACUCCAGGGGCGUAGCCAGGGCCCCCCCCCCUUUUAGCUGGCAAUAAUACAGUACUUGUAUGAGACAUUAUCUAAAAUACAGGAGAAAAUGCCUUGAAUGUCCCUUUUGGGCCCUCUCCUGUUAAAAAUACUGACUACGCCAUUGAACUCUGAUAACAGUCUAGGACAGAAGUAAGUCCAGAUCUGUGUUCCUAAAAAGAUCUAAGACCUUCUGUCUAAUAGAUACUUUCCAAAGUCCCAAUAUCAAAUUUUUCGGUUAAACCCUCUAGAGUGGACAUCUCCAUUUUACUGAGACAUUUUUUGGUCCCAAGGGUGUCAAUUAUGUGGAGGUUCUCUUGUGGUAGAAAAUGUUAGGUACAGUAUUUUGUAGUAUAAAGUGCUGCUCCACUUGUUACAAAAAGCUAUCUUUCAUGAUACAGUACAUACGGCUGUCUAGAAUUUGCUAUGGUGAUUAGCCAAUAUUGUGAGGAGACACCUUUUGCUGUAAUAGGUGUGGAUCAAUUCAUAAAAUGCCUUAACUUAAA